Staurois parvus is the source of this 483-nucleotide messenger RNA. Lineage: Eukaryota; Metazoa; Chordata; Amphibia; Anura; Ranidae. The record is from the annotation of a GenBank genome assembly.
UGCCACUUUCAGGUCUCCUCACACUGCUGGUGUGUUUCCAUUUUUUGUCAUAGGGUGCUGCAGAUUACGGGCCUCCCAUAGCUGCUGCCAGCCCCUAAUCUGCCAUGGGCCCCUAUACCGCCUCCUCAUGCUGCUGCCAGGUCCAGAGUCUCUCAAUAGGGUCCCUGUACGCCUCCCAUUGCUGCUUUCUCCAUCCGCCACACUCUGCCAUGUGCCACUUUCAGGUCUCCUCACACUGCUGUGGUUUCCAUUUUUGUCAUAGGGUGCUGUAUGGCCUCCCAUUGCUGCUGCCUCCACCGCCACACUGUGGGCUCCACACUCUGGUUUUGGCCCCCGUGACUGCCCAAAUGAGUGAAGUGUGCGGUUAUUCUAAGAUCGACGGCACUCUCUGCAUGUCAUACUGACUGUCAGUAUUAUUUCUCUUCCCCCAGCAGUACUCCAAGGGCAUUUAAAUUAAAGGUACAGUGUGCUGCACUAAUAUAA